Molecule: messenger RNA, 711 nt
Organism: Ilex paraguariensis (yerba mate)
Lineage: Eukaryota; Viridiplantae; Streptophyta; Magnoliopsida; Aquifoliales; Aquifoliaceae
Source: the annotation of a GenBank genome assembly
AUGGAAUCAUUCAACGAGUCAGCAAAUCCAAAUAAAAACCAAGACAUUAACCCUUCUUUGAUGUUUGUUGAAGAAGCAAUUACGGCGGGCCAAGGGCAUAUAGGAAAACAAAAAGGGAUAACCCACAACCAAGUUAAUGAAGUUGAGGGUAAAACACCGAAUUCUAUUAGCAAAGGGAAACCCAAGGCCACAGCUCAGUCGGACCUACUCAAAGGGGAAUUAGCGCCAGUGAAUAACAGUCAACAGAGACAAGGUCCACCCAAGUUGUCUUGUACCCAAGUUGCGAAGGCAGGCAAAUCAAACAUGAAUGCCACUAGUAGCAAGGACCAGGGGAAAGCCAAUAUAACCCCAUUGAGGGAUGUGGGAGGAUCCAUGGAGGUUCCACAACCUAGGAAAAACUUACCCCAAGUGGGAAAUAUGGUUGCUAGUAGCAGUAGUGCCAUCAAGUCAAUUACCAACCAGUGUCCAAAUGGACCACAAGAUGAAACCCAAGUAACUACUAACAUUGUCAUUGCUAUUAUUGUAAGUGAUAAAAAUCAUACAAAGCAGUUUUCUAAGCCAAUUCAGUCCCCUAAAAAAUUUGAAAGCUUAAAUAUCGAAGGAGAUAAAAUUGUUGUGGAUUUAUCCCCAGUCCCUUGUAUUAAUAGUGGUAAUGUGGCUAUUAACAAGAGACAAGUGAUGGAGGUUGAAUCCAUUGGGCAUAAACCAUAG